GUUUGUUACAAAGGUGAAGGUUAUAUGUCGGUUAGUGACGACGGAAGUGUUUAGGAAUUUUCUUCAUCAGAGGGCUAGCAACUGAUUCAAGAUGACAGAUUCAAAGUAUUUUACAACCACCAAAAAAGGUGAGAUAUUUGAGCUGAAGGCAGAGCUCCAAAGUGAUAAGAAGGACAAGAAGAAGGAGGCAGUGAAGAAGGUCAUCGCCAGUAUGACAGUAGGCAAGGAUGUCAGUGCCCUGUUUCCAGAUGUUAUCAAUUGCAUCCAGACAGACAACUUGGAGCUGAAGAAACUUGUGUAUUUAUACCUGAUGAACUAUGCCAAGAGUCAACCAGACAUGGCCAUCAUGGCCGUCAACACAUUUGUCAGGGACUGUGAGGAUCCUAAUCCACUUAUUCGAGCGCUGGCCGUGAGGACCAUGGGGUGUAUCCGUGUCGACAAGAUCAUUGACUAUCUAUGUCAGCCCCUGAGGAACUGUCUGAAGGACGAGGACCCAUAUGUGAGGAAGACAGCUGCCGUAUGUGUGGCGAAGCUCCACGACAUCAACGCUCAGCUGGUCGAGGAUCAGGGCUUCCUCGAUCUUCUGAAGGACAUGCUGUCGGACUCUAACCCUAUGGUUGUGGCCAAUGCUGUUGCGGCCAUUACUGAGAUUCUGGAGUCAUCACCAACCGCUCAGCAGGUGCUCGUGAUGAACGGCAACACCAUUAACAAGCUCCUGACCGCUCUCAACGAGUGUACAGAGUGGGGCCAGGUAUUUAUCCUGGAUGCCAUCUCAAACUACACACCUAAGGAUGACAAGGAGGCCCAGAGCAUCUCUGAGAGAGUGACACCUCGUCUGGCCCACGCCAACGCCGCAGUCGUUCUGUCAGCUGUCAAGGUUGUGAUGAAGUUCAUGGAAAUGCUGGAACCUAACGGUGAAUAUGUGUCCAUGCUGGUUAAGAAACUAGCCCCACCCCUCGUCACCCUCCUGUCCGCGGAGCCCGAGAUCCAGUACGUCGCUCUCCGUAACAUCAACCUCAUCGUCCAGAAGAGACCAGAUAUUCUGAAGAAUGAGAUGAAGGUAUUCUUUGUCAAGUACAACGACCCCAUCUAUGUUAAACUGGAGAAACUGGACAUCAUGAUCCGUUUGGCCACACAGGCUAACAUAGCCCAGGUCCUGGCAGAACUCAAGGAGUAUGCUACAGAGGUAGACGUGGAUUUUGUGCGUAAAUCUGUGCGUGCCAUCGGACGUUGUGCCAUUAAGGUUGAACAGGCAGCCGAGAGGUGUGUGAGCACGCUCCUUGACCUCAUCCAGACCAAGGUCAACUAUGUCGUACAGGAGGCCAUAGUUGUCAUCAAGGAUAUUUUCCGAAAGUACCCCAACAAGUACGAGAGCAUCAUUGCCACUCUUUGUGAAAACCUAGAUACAUUGGACGAACCAGAGGCCAGGGCGUCGAUGAUCUGGAUCAUCGGGGAGUAUGCUGAGAGAAUAGACAAUGCUGACGAGCUGCUCGAAAGCUUCUUGGAGGGAUUCCAGGACGAGAACACACAGGUACAGCUGCAGCUGCUGACAGCCAUCGUGAAGUUGUUCCUGAAACGCCCUACUGACACCCAGGAGCUGGUACAACAGGUUCUAAGCCUGGCCACACAGGACAGUGACAACCCUGACCUCCGAGACCGAGGAUACAUCUACUGGCGACUGUUGUCCACGGACCCAGCAGCCGCAAAGGACGUUGUCCUGGCCGAGAAGCCACUCAUCUCGGAGGAGACGGACCUGAUCGAGCCGACACUUUUAGAUGAACUCAUCUGCCACAUCUCCAGUCUGGCAUCAGUCUACCACAAGCCACCCAACUCCUUUGUGGAAGGAUCUAAGUCGUCCUUCAAGAGGGCGCUUCCUCCCAGGUCGCAGUCAGGCAACCUUGGCGACACAGAGGAGAUGGGAGCCCCAGACACCUCAUCCCCCGGGGGAGACAUGCCAUCAGCCCAACCCCCACCGCAGGCAACUGUCAUUCCUGGUGUGGACUCCCUCAUUGGGGACCUCCUGGACAUGGACCUGGGGGGACCAUCCAUGCAACAGCAACAGAUGUACUCCAACCCUGCCUCCCAGACCCCCGUACAGACCGCCGGGGCCAUGGAUCUCCUGGGGGAGGGACUAGACUCCCUGCUUGGCGGGCCUGCGACCGGAGGCGAUGCCCUAGGAGGUCUUGGGGAUAUAUUUGGUAUGCCACAGGCCCAGUCCUAUGUCCCACCAUCAGAGGUUUGGUUACAAGCUGUCAAGGGUAAAGGUUUAGAAAUUAAUGGAACGUUCUCGCGGAAAAAUAACGUGGUAUAUAUGGAGUUCACCUUUACAAACCGAGCCAUGCAGCCCAUGUCUGGAUUUGCUGUUCAGUUCAAUAAAAACAGUUUUGGUUUGACGGCUGCGGCACCUCUACAAGUUCAAAGCCCACUGUCGCCUAAUCAGGGGGCGUCGGCCUCCCUGGAGCUCAAUCAUGUGGGGCCAGUCCAGAAGAUGGAUCCCCUAAAUAACCUACAGGUGGCUGUUAAGAACAACAUAGACGUGUUCUACUUUAGCUGUAGUAUCCCGAUGCACGUGCUGUUUGUGGAGGACGGUGAGAUGGACAAGCGAGUGUUCCUGGCUACCUGGAAGGAUAUACCUGCCACUAACGAGGUCCAGAGUACCAUAUCUAACGUACAGCAUAAUGCAGAUACAGUUCAACAGAAAUUAAGAAACAACAACAUUUUCACGAUUGCUAAGCGUAAUGUUGAAGGUCAGGAUAUGCUAUACCAAUCUCUCAAGCUCACCAAUGGAAUAUGGGUCCUGGCCGAGCUCAAGAUCCAGCCAAGCAACCAGAACUUCAUGCUCUCACUAAAGGCCAGAGCUACAGAUGUUUACCCUGGAGUACAGCAGGCCUACGAUACAGUCCUUCACAACUAGAGACCCUAUACCUUUUCCAGAGGAAAGGUCAAGUGUACUGCAGUAUACAACGUCUGCUGGUAUUUACAGAGACUGAAAUGUGAAAAUAUUCCUAAUCACGGAAUUGGAAAAUAAUGUUGGCAUUCGUUGUAUUGAGGUUUAACAACAGGGCAUGUGAUCAAUCUAUCUUUCAUUGUGUGGUAUUUUUAAACUUAAAUAUUUAUAUCAGACAUCUAGUGUCACCGGACAUCUUUUCUGCGAGACAGUAAUUGGACCAUAACUUGAGAUUCUUAACUUUUCUUUGUGUAUAUUAUCCUCAUCAAUAAAAUAAUAAGACAUUUAACUUAUUUCUAUUGGAAGCUGAAAGAUUAAAUUAUGAGUUCCCUCGAUUGUUGCCAUUUUAAAUCAUUACUACCAUGUUUUUUUGAUAUUGAUUAAACCCUUUCGCCACUGUAAACCAUGACGGACUCGACCAAAUAAAUGUAUGGAAGAGUCUACUCAAGAUACAUAGGGAUGUAAAGGUGCUUUUCUUGAUGUUAUUGAUUGCAAACAAAUAAGAGAUAAAUAACUGGAAACUGAGAUUUGAUGCUCUUCAAAAUGACCACCAGACUAAUUGUAAGCUUACCAGGGCUAAACUGUUCCUUCAUGCCUCUACAUAAAAAAAACAAGAGGUUGCAAAAUGUACCCGAGACUCGGCGUAUUCAGUAAAGUGUUGACGUAUAUUAUAUUGUAAACAACGUAGCGGAACUGGACUGGGUCAAUCGCCUGCAAUCUGGUAGCUCUAAUGAUUUGAAUGUAUGUUUAGAGCUCACAGGACCCUGGUUUGAAUCCUGGUCUGGCCGUUAUUUUAUUUAUUUCUUGUUGUAGAAACAUUUCAAUUUAUCGUAUGAACUGCAUAACGGUAUGGCAGAUGAAAGUUGUUGACCAGUUUUACUGUUCUGGCUCAGAUCUUUUGACUACAAUUGAUAAAAUACCCAUAAUGCUUUAUAUCUUCCAAAUUUUGCGGGGUCUCAUCUUUAACCUUCAAACAUUUAAAACAUUUAAGAAAAAUCAUAAGGUGAUGAAAAUUGUUUAAAUUACGAGUCAUUUUCAUGGGAUAGAAAUUGAAUGUUGCACCUGUAGUGUAUUUUGUAUACUGACGUUAUCAGUUUGAUUAUGUUCCAGCUAUAUAAAUGAUUCUUAUUGGAAACAUGUGUUUAAGAUUAUUGUUGUAUAUUAUAAUUUAUAUCUGUACUUUGUAGUGGGUGUUAACUCCAGUAAUAAAAGGAUCACUCGUUG
This is a messenger RNA of Mizuhopecten yessoensis (Yesso scallop), 4171 nucleotides long. RefSeq names its product AP-1 complex subunit beta-1-like. The transcript is spliced from 22 exons. Gene Ontology annotation, cellular component: membrane coat; clathrin adaptor complex. Gene Ontology annotation, biological process: vesicle-mediated transport; intracellular protein transport. The record is from RefSeq and is a predicted model, not a curated record. Gene Ontology annotation, molecular function: clathrin binding. Lineage: Eukaryota; Metazoa; Mollusca; Bivalvia; Pectinida; Pectinidae. The coding region runs from base 92 to 2914 and encodes 940 amino acids.